Messenger RNA from Cucurbita pepo subsp. pepo (vegetable marrow), 1821 nucleotides. Its product is annotated as Major facilitator superfamily protein. Gene Ontology annotation, molecular function: transmembrane transporter activity. Gene Ontology annotation, biological process: transmembrane transport. Gene Ontology annotation, cellular component: membrane. Lineage: Eukaryota; Viridiplantae; Streptophyta; Magnoliopsida; Cucurbitales; Cucurbitaceae. The record is from RefSeq and is a predicted model, not a curated record.
ACCGCCGCCAUGGACUUGGAAUCCCCACUUCCCUCCUCUCCUUCAAACUCGCACCACCGCCCUCCGCCCCCUCGCCGGCAGCCAGGAGGGUGGCGCGCCGUCAAAUACAUCAUCGGGAACGAGUCGUUUGAGAAGCUGUCAUCCAUGAGCCUGAUCUCCAAUAUCACUGUAUAUCUCAGCACCAAAUACAAUCUCAACGGCAUUUAUGUGGUCAAUGUGGUUAACAUUUGGAGUGGCACUUCCAAUGUUGCCACUUUGGCCGGCGCUUUCAUCGCCGAUACUUGCCUUGGCCGCUACCGCACCCUCCUCUACGGCUCCAUUGCAUCAUUCUUGGGGAUGGGAGCUGUUACGCUCACUGCAAUCUUCCCCCAGCUCAGACCUUCUCCUUGCAAUGCUCAAAAUCCCGACCAUUGCCCACAGCCACAUUUAUGGCAGCUCCUCGUUCUCUUCACUGGUCUCGGUCUGUUAUCGGUCGGCGCCGGUGGCAUUCGUCCCUGCAACGUCGCAUUCGGAGCCGAUCAAUUCGACACCACCACAGAAAAGGGAAAGUCCCAAUUAGAAAGCUUCUUUAAUUGGUGGUAUCUCUCUUUCACCGUUGCUCUGCUUAUAGCCCUCACCGGUGUUGUUUAUGUUCAAACAAAUAUAAGUUGGACCCUCGGAUUCGCCAUACCCACCAUUUGUUUCUUCUUCUCCAUCACGAUUUUCUUGUUGGGUCGCCAUACUUAUAUCAUGGCAGAGCCCAGAGGAAGCAUGUUUUCUGAUAUGGCUCGUGUCAUUAUCGCCGCUUGUAGAAAAGGAAGAUACUCUGUUUCGUCUUACUCGUUUUAUGACCCACCAAUGGCGGAUUCUUCCCAUGAGGAAAAGCUUGUUCAUACAGAGAGAUUCAAAUGGCUGGAUAAAGCUGCGUUUAUAGUGAACCCAGAUGAAGAAUUGGAUGAACAGGGGAAACCCAAGAAUCCAUGGAGGUUAUGCAGUUUACAGCAAGUCGAAGGAUUCAAAUGCCUUGUGUCCAUUAUUCCCAUUUGGAUAUCAGGAAUUGGGUGUUUUGUAGUGUUCAAUCAACCCAACACAUUUGGAAUUCUUCAAGCUUUGCAAUCAAACAGAUCAAUCGGAACCCAUUUCAAAUUCCCACCCGGCUGGAUGCAUCUGGCCGGAAUGAUUUCUCUAUCAAUAUGGAUCAUAAUCUACGAGAGGGUUUUCAUCAAAAUGGCAAAGAAAAUCACCGGAAAAGAGAGAAGACUUACAAUGAAACAGAGGAUCACGAUAGGGAUAAUCUUGUCGAUUGUGUGCAUGGUGGUCUCCGGCAUCGUCGAGAGAUAUCGACGGGAGGCUGCUUUGAAAAAUGGGUCGUUCAUUUCACCGAUAAGCUUCGCGUUUCUGUUGCCGCAGCACGCUCUGACUGGUUUGAUGGAGGCUUUUGCGUUGGUAGCCAUUAUGGAGUUCUUCACGAUGCAUAUGCCAGAGCAUAUGAGAACGGUUGCAGGGGCCAUCUUCUUCCUCACGCUCUCUGUUGCGAGCUAUUUGAGCUCAUUAAUAGUUAAUCUGAUACAGACUGUGAGCGGUGAAUUUGCAGAAUCGGCAUGGGUAGGGGGUCAUGACUUGAACGAGAAUAGGCUCGAUUACUACUAUUUCACGAUCGCCAUUGUGGGAGCUCUGAAUCUGCUGUACUUCGUGUUGUUUGCAAGCCGUUUUGUGACGAGUUAUGAUAAUAAAGUGAAAUUGAUGGAAGAUUUGAAUCGGAUUGAUUUGUAAAUGCGUGAGAAACAGGGCGCGUCAUUGCCAAUAUUGGGUUCUUCCUUGCACAUUACUCUUCCCUAGUUU